Labeo rohita (rohu) is the source of this 1199-nucleotide messenger RNA. It is a transcript of the gene lamtor4, whose product is annotated as late endosomal/lysosomal adaptor, MAPK and MTOR activator 4. Gene Ontology annotation, biological process: cellular response to amino acid stimulus; positive regulation of TOR signaling. Gene Ontology annotation, molecular function: guanyl-nucleotide exchange factor activity. NCBI's taxonomy places the organism in Eukaryota, Metazoa, Chordata, Actinopteri, Cypriniformes, Cyprinidae. Gene Ontology annotation, cellular component: Ragulator complex; lysosome. The coding region runs from base 160 to 459 and encodes 99 amino acids. The transcript is spliced from 4 exons. The record is from RefSeq and is a predicted model, not a curated record.
GUGGUGUAUAUUUCCAAAGCAUAAAAGCAAUGUCAGAUUUACAGAAAAAGCCAUGUACCUUGUGACAUGACGUUAUAAGCACGCGACGCUUGCUUGGCAGUCACGUGAGGCGGGGUGUGAAGGAAGACAACAGUGUAAAUUCAUCUGCACUACCUAAAAAUGACCACCGCUCUGACCCAAGGUUUAGAGAGAAUACCCGAUCAGACUGGGUAUUUGGUUAUUAGUGAGGAAGGUGUACUUGCGUCUGCAGGAGAGCUGGAAAAUGACGAGCACACGGCAGGAGUGAUCAUGCAGAUGGUCAGAACAGCUUGUCGUUUUAGAUUGCAUGGGACAGCUGAGCCCCCUUUCAAACGCAUGUCAGUGAUGUUUGAAGACUACGUUUAUGCUGUGACGAUCUCCGGACAGAAGGUUUUUGUAGUCAAAAGGCAGAACAACCAGCGGGAACCUGUUAUUGUGUAGUAAAGUGGAUAAUAUGGACUGCCUUACCCAUUAUUACAAGCUCAAAAUGGUGCCCUCACAUUGAAACGACCCAGGCAUUACAACCAUCUGAUGUUUAGCACAAUCACACUCAAUUUCUUUUAUGAAAAGACUUUAGUACACCAAUUUGGGGGUGGCGUCAGGUGUAUUUGACCUAAGCCAGAGUGAGUUGAUGUUUUUUUUCUUAUACAUUUACAAUGUUACAGACUGGUUAAGGGAUUCAUCUUCUAUCUUUUAAUGCAGGAGUAAAUGCUGUCAACGUUUUAGCCCCCAUUUAUGCUUGAGUGGUCACAUUUAAGGUAUUACUGGAGUUUAUCAUACAUGUGUAUUUACAUUUAACCCAUGCAAUCCAUUAACCUAUGGUUUUCUUAUACAAAUACAGGACCUUGAGAACCUGCUUAUUGCAUUGUAUCUUCACGCAGGAAUCAUAAUAGAAUCAUACAGACAUGCAUUAGUCACGGAAGCAGUUUGCUGACGACAAUGUUACACUGGGUGUUAUAAUUUCAUUCGAAGUUUCAUAUUCCAGUCUUAACGUAAAGCGUGAGACCUUGUUGUUAUAUGAAUUUAUUUUCCCUUGGGUCUGUGAAAGCAGGAAUUUAAGUGCACUGAAUGCUUUUUACAGUCUGUUUCCAAAUGUGUUCAAUUAACAGGCUUGAAAUCACUUGAAAUUUGAAUAAUUGCAUUAACAGUAAUAUAUUAAAUAAAGUACUAUGCAUAUUUUA